Molecule: messenger RNA, 1898 nt
Organism: Phasianus colchicus (ring-necked pheasant)
Lineage: Eukaryota; Metazoa; Chordata; Aves; Galliformes; Phasianidae
Gene: SMIM8
Product: small integral membrane protein 8
Source: RefSeq, a predicted model, not a curated record
UUGCAGAAUAACAAUUGCUUUAAUUUGGGAUGCAAAGCACGGCUGGGUGAUUUUUCUGUCUCUUCAAGACAAAGCUGUUAAUCGUCGUUUUAAAAGGCAUGUACAUAAUGCUAUGAAACACAAAAGAUUUGCUUGAACAGAUUUUCAUUUUUAACACAUUUACUGCCUUAAAACUACUUUGGUUCAUCAGCAGUAGGUUCCUGACAACUGCUGCUGUCUGAAAACUCUGUCCUCUUUCAACGAGAGGGUGCGAACGAGUGCUAGCAGCUGAAAAGUGGCACAAGGACUCUUGAGACCUUCCCGAGUCGAGCAGCAAACACACAGACAGCUCUCAGCGGCACCUCUGUCUCGCUGGAGACCUGUUUAUUUCUUCUUCUGCAUUCAUUUCCUCAGCAUGGCCAUUCUGCUCCACACGCAAAAAGAUUUUCUUUUGCGAUCUGUAACCGCGUGCAUCGAAAAUAAGGAUCAGCUCAUCGGUAGCUCGAGGCGUCCUAUCGUCAUUCUGAAGACAGCUCAAAGCCCUGCCUUUGUGCUGCUUGAAAUAAGCAGGAGCUGUGAGGUGAAUCAGCAAAGAUGCGGCGGCACGCAUUAGCUUGGCUGUUGCAUGCCAACCGCGUCUGCGGGUUACGCUAUCAGGUUUGUUCUGUCCUCCGCCGAGACUCUUCGGCGGCUCGAACAAUGAGGGGACGUGAGUCCCGCCAGAAGCAGGAGCUGCCGUUAGGUUCUGAAUGGUCACAGCGUACAGCACGGUACUGAAUGCGGAAUCCCAAAGGAAUUCGUUUAAAGGGGAAAUAAAGCUCGGUAACAGCACUAGGCUUCGAAAAGGAAGAAUUGUGCGUGUGUGUGUUUACUCUUCAGGAGAGAUGCUCGGAUAAUAAGAUGAGGGCUGACUCGUAAAGACUCAGAGAUGUUUGCAGUUCUAUCCUUUAAACAACACCAUCUAUAAAAAGAUUCGGACAAGUUUAUAAGCACUGAUGGACUGAGAUUUUCAGCAUCCUUUUGGCUCGGACACAGUCGGUAAAUCAGGCACAUCCCACAGUCGGGAAGCACAACUGGAAACAGCGCGCAGCCCCAGCUUUUCUUCGCUGAUCUGGAUCACGGCGAGCGAUCAGCAGCCUGACAGCAUUUAUACCACCGUCCUGACGGCGAAGCGGCUGCAUUCUCAGGCAGGCUUGUUCUGGUACAAACCCAUCCUACCACCGCCUGGAAAACGGUACUGCCAGCAGGCUGGCCCUGCGUGGCUGCGGUCAGCGAAUGACACGGAGGGUUGGGAAGAGGAGCGAGUGCUGAUGAGGGAGGACGCUCCUCAGCGCGGCGAUGUAAACGUUUCCCGUCCCCGUGCGGAAGGCGUCAGCGGCUCGGGAUUUAAGUGCAGAUGUCUCCUGCGCUAAAACUGGGAAGCAUUCAUCAUCAGCUGACAUGUCUUCCAGCAAAACUCCGAAUGAAAAUGAAACGCCCAAAGAGAGAAAUCCAGGACUGAGGGCUGCCCGAACAACCACUCUGUUCCGAGCUGUGAACCCGGAGCUUUUCAUUAAGCCUAACAAACCUGUGAUGGCAUUUGGACUCGUAGCAAUUACCCUCUGCGUGGCCUACCUUGGUUAUUUGCACGCAACAGUAGAGAAUAAAAAGGAUCUCUACGAAGCAGUUGACAGUGAGGGGUCCAGGUAUACGAGGAGAAAAACUUCCAAGUGGGACUGAUGACAUAAGGAAGGAAAUAAGCAAAUCAGCCACAGAACUUCUCAUGGCUGAAAACUACUGUUUUUCCUCUGUCUGUUAAAAUCAUGGUUAAGUCUCUCUUGUGUCUUUUAAUCCAGUAUAAGUUCCAUUAUAAAAUACCAUGGCUGUACAAAUAAAUUGUAAUUAAGAUACAUACAAACAUAAAAUUGAUUUUAAGGAUU